Messenger RNA from Thermothielavioides terrestris NRRL 8126, 582 nucleotides. RefSeq lists its product as uncharacterized. The record is from RefSeq and is a predicted model, not a curated record. The transcript is spliced from 2 exons. Lineage: Eukaryota; Fungi; Ascomycota; Sordariomycetes; Sordariales; Chaetomiaceae. The coding region runs from base 112 to 438 and encodes 108 amino acids. Gene Ontology annotation, cellular component: EKC/KEOPS complex.
ACUUGGCCCCACCUCGAUCGUCCUGAAUCCGUCCCUCGUCAAACCGAACCGUCGCCAUCCAGAAACGAACCCAGCCCCUCCACUGCCAGACUCCUUUGUAUCAGCGCAGCCAUGCCGACCGAUGUUCCAGUGGAGUUUCCGUGUGCGCUGACGCUCAACGUCCCUUUCCCCGAUGCGCGCCUUGCGUCAGUCGCCCUUCAGGCGCUCCGAGUCGACAAGGAGCUCUCCUCCCUCGUAGUGCGAGACCUGUCGACUAUUGCUGAGGAAGGGCUGUCGGAACAAACCGUGCUGCGAGUUGAGUACAAAGCCGCAACAAACCGCAUGCUGCGUGUCGCGGUCAACUCUUUUCUCGAGAGCCUGGCCUUGGUGAUGGAAGUCAUGGAGGUUCUGGACCAUGAUGUUGUGGAGGCAUGGCAGGGGCAAGAGGAGCGCGGGUGAUGGGCAGCGACAGGACAGCCCUGAGCCUGAUCGUCAAUUUUCCAGCGCCCGCGGGUUGAUGAACCUGCCGAGCAUCCGGGAACCUCUCCAUGGCAAGUCCAAGACCACGGCUUAGCGGAGGCGGCGUUCUGCAUAGCAGCCCCA